GGAAAAAAACCCGCUCUGAUUUAAAGCAAUUUAUCAGCAAUUUUAUCGAUUUUCUGCGUCAUUUCUGAGAUGUUUUACUACCCUGCUGUUCUGAAGCGACACACAGGAUGUUUCUCUACAAUCUGGCUGGUUGCCACAAAAGGCAUCAGAGUGACUCGCCGGGAUUUCCUCAAAGUCAACGUCAUACGCACCUGUGAUGACAUCAUGAACUACCUGCUGGUGCAGGUCCCACCGCCUCAGCCCGGUCUGCCACGACCUCGCUUCUCCCUCUACCUCUCCUCGCAGCUCCAGUACGGCGUCAUCCUCGUCUACCAUAGACAGUGUGCCAUCCUCCUGGAGGAACUUCAGUCCAUCGUGGGCCAGCUGGUGAAACAGAGGACGGCCCAGAAAAUUGAUAUGGAUGAGCAGAGCAGACACGCUCUGGACUUCCCUGAUGCCCUGUCUCUCCUGGAGGAGGCAGAGGGAGCUCCUGACCCUUUAUUCGGAGUGAUGAGCAUGCAGGAAGCCAUGCCCAGCCCCAACACACUGAUACAGAUGGGUCAGGAGUAUCUGAGGGGAGCCUCUCCUGAGCAUCCUGAGCUGACUCCUCCAACUGCUGCCGCUGCAGGAGCGAGCGACGUAACUGCAUCUCCAGACACCAUCACUCUGAGAGAGACUGAGCCUCUCGCCAUCCCUGUCGCAGAGUAUGAGGGAGAGGAGCUUGUCGAUCAUCAUCCAGACACUAUUGAUUUGCUCAUGGCCCAGACAGAUCACUUUCCAGAAGGUGAUUUGGAGCUGCCGAGAGAAGAAGUGGCACCAGGAGAGCAGGACAUAGAGAUGGAAAGGGGGGAAGGAGCGGAAGACCUGGAGAAAGACAGAACAAAAGAUGUCACAGGAUCCACUAUUGAACUACAGCCCACCGCUCUGUCCAGUGAGGACGCCAUGUUGUUGCCUCAGGAGGAGCCGGGCAUGUCUGUGGAGAAGCCUGGACCCCCCUCAGACCAGCUCACCCCCGUCUCUAUGCCCGCCCCCCCCUCGCCGCCAUCUGAAGCAGAGGAACGGCGGCGACGGGCUCCGCAGGCAGAGGAUGUGCCUGCUCCAGAGGUGGAGACCAGGAGGAGGAGGAGGAGGAGGAGGAAGAGGCAGCUGAUCUUCUUUGACCCGGAGACACAGAUCUCUCAGAAGGUGCUGCAGCAGCAGAUCGACGACCCCCUGGCUGAGACCAGACCUGUAGUUCUCCCGCCCCCUUCAUCUCACAGGAUGCCUACUGCCACUGAGCUCUUCAACAACCCGUGCACCUUCUUGCCUGAGGAGGUGCUGUUUCUAUGGGGACGGGCUGCGACCGUCACGCCUGUCUCGGGCUCGGACCUGCAGGUUGGGGAGAGAGGGCCCGAGUCCACCGACUCUGAAAAGGAAAGAGAGCGCGAGAUGGUCGAGGCGGCUGAGGUGGCCGAGGCGGCUGAGGCAGCGGCAAGAGAGGAGGAGAGUCUGGAGCUCCCCAGGGAGGCCCCCAGAGAUGAGGCAGAACUGAUGUUUGAGAUUUCAGAUCAUGGCUCACUGCCGCUGGAGGGCUCUGACCAAAGAGCGCUGUCUCGAGAGAUCAUCUCCCCCCUCCAACCAUCUGAGAAAGAAGGGUCCACUGUCUCCAGGUCUGUGUCUGUACUGCAGGACAUCCCAGAGGUGGUGGACGAGUUGCCGGAGCGAUCUCCAGCAGAGUCUCCUGGGCUGCUGCUGGAUUUUCCCGAGCAUGAAGAGGCACCUGUGCUGUUUCUGUCUCUUCUGCCACCAGAGGUCGACCGCCGAACUGUCAGCAACAUUUUUCAGAGGCUCCUGGGGACUUUGUCAACCAGGAAAAUACGGGCGGAGCAGGACGAGCCUUUUGGGGACAUAUGGAUAUCACCUGGACCCAGCUACGAAGAGGUGCAUCAGACUUUGUGACACGGUCACUUGAGUCCCAAUGAGCCUCCAGAACAAACGUCACUGUUCAGUCGGAUAGAGACUUAUUUCUCUGUUUCUGAGGUUUCCUGUUUGUUUCUCAGUGAGAAAAAAAUAGAUUUAAACAUCAUUCACACAAAAUAUUCAUAAAAUUCAAAUGUGUUCUUCAAAUCACUUCAUGAGAUUUUUUCCUGGUGUGUCUUGUUGACGUGAAGUUAGUUUUGUUUUUAAAACUGUUGUUUUAUAUGAUUCAAAAAUCAAAUCAUUGGUUCCUUUUGCUACUGUGACCAAAAUGAGUAUCCUAACUUUUUUAUUGUUAUAUUUUAUCAUAUUUUUAAAAACGUUACCUCAUGAUGUUCAGCACUAAAACAAAAGUGCACCUCUCUGUUCAA
This is a messenger RNA of Epinephelus moara (kelp grouper), 2306 nucleotides long. Its product is annotated as meiotic recombination protein REC8 homolog. The transcript is spliced from 17 exons. The coding region runs from base 70 to 1917 and encodes 615 amino acids. Lineage: Eukaryota; Metazoa; Chordata; Actinopteri; Perciformes; Serranidae. Gene Ontology annotation, biological process: synaptonemal complex assembly; replication-born double-strand break repair via sister chromatid exchange; mitotic sister chromatid cohesion. Gene Ontology annotation, molecular function: chromatin binding; protein binding. The record is from RefSeq and is a predicted model, not a curated record. Gene Ontology annotation, cellular component: synaptonemal complex; cohesin complex.